AGCUAUUGGUUGAUUUCACGCACUGACAAUUUGAAAUCUGACUGUGUUUAGUCUUCACAGACUGAGGAGGAGCAGCUGCACAGAGAAAGGAAGACAUACAAACAUUUUGGCAUUAUUUGUUUGGAAACAAAGCAGAGUUUUUGCAAUGGAGGAUGGUGGCCAGCUGCAGUGCUGUGUGACGGUGGAGCAGCUGAAUGCCUCCGGCCAGGCCACACGGAGGCAGGUCAUCCGCAAAGCCUCUGUCAUUCUGGGCCGCAAUGAGUUCCAGGAGAUCAUCCUUCGGAUCCACGACGGAAAAGUCCCACAAAGUUACCGCCUCCGAGAGUUUAAACUGUUCACAAAGUUUGCCAGAGAAGGAAAAUGCACUGUCAAACUUCUCCCUGAAAACAUCCAGGUGCUCAUGUCCAACUGCCCCCCUGACAAACUGAACCUCUUUCUAAAAACCCUGAGCAUCAAGCACCAGGCCUGGCAGGCCAGCAAGCCUCUGAACGACAGAGAGAAGCUCAAAGCUGGUCUGCCCCGCAGCUUUGAGUCCAUCAGCCCCUUGCAGCAGAAAGACAUCCAGAAAGCCAACGAGCUGAGGAGUAAAGCUGCUCCUAAAGGCCUGACUGACUGCACCAAUAAGACAGCUGUGGCAGGGACAGGGAAGCAGGUCAAGAGGUCCAGGAGUGACACCAACUUCAGCCCAGUCAAGUCUAACCCAACUAAGAAGCCCAUCCUGUCUUUGCCAACACGAAAGCUCAAUAAAGAACAGACAGCUGUACUCAGUGCUGUGCUGAGUGGCAAGAACGUCUUCUUUACUGGAAGUGCAGGCACAGGGAAGUCCUUUUUACUGAAGAGGAUCAUGGGCUCUCUGCCACCAAAGAGCACCUAUGCAACAGCCAGCACAGGAGUGGCUGCAUGUCACAUUGGCGGGACAACGUUACACAGCUUUGCUGGUAUCGGCUCAGGUGCGGCCCCUCUGGAGCAGUGCAUUGAACUGGCUCAGAGGCCCGGUGUGCUGCAACACUGGACCAGCUGUCGACACCUCAUCAUUGAUGAGGUCUCCAUGGUGGAGGCUCAGUUCUUUGACAAGCUCGAGUCAGUGGCUAGGUCGGUGAGGAGGUCUACUGAGCCGUUUGGAGGCAUCCAGCUGAUCGUGUGCGGUGACUUCCUCCAGCUGCCUCCCGUGUCCAAGGGGAAGGAAAAGGCUAGCUUCUGCUUCCAGGCCAGGAGUUGGCGGAAGGUGAUACAGCUCAACAUGGAGCUCACAGAGGUGCGGAGGCAAACAGACCAGUCCUUCAUCUCCCUCCUUCAGGCAGUAAGGGUGGGCAGGGUGACGGAAGAAGUCACUGCUAAGCUGUUGAAGAGCGCCUACCACCACAUAGAGAAAGACGGCAUCCUUGCCACUAGGCUGUGCACACACAAGGAUGACGUGGAGCUCACAAACGAGAACAAACUCCAGCAGCUGCCAGGCUCGGUGCGUGUGUUUGAGGCCCUGGACAGUGACCCAGCCCUGGCGAAGACUAUAGACGCUCACAGCCCAGUUAACAGAGUUAUCCAACUCAAAGUGGGAGCUCAGGUCAUGCUGGCAAAGAACCUGGAUGUGGCCCGAGGUCUGGUGAACGGGGCGCGAGGGGUCGUAGUUGGUUUUGAGUCAGGAAAACACGGAGUCCCACGUGUGCGUUUCAUGUGUGGUGUCACAGAGGCGCUGAAGCCUGAGCGCUGGGUGUUUAAGUCUGGCGGUGGGAUCCACUUGAGUCGACAGCAGCUUCCACUCAAACUGGCCUGGGCCAUCUCCAUCCACAAGAGCCAGGGGAUGACACUGGACUGUGUGGAGAUCUCUCUGGCUCGUGUGUUUGAGAGUGGACAGGCGUACGUGGCUUUGUCUCGGGCUCGGAGCUUAGAGGGUCUGAGGGUGAUGGACUUUGACCCCCGCGUUGUAAGAGCGGAUCCAGACGUUCUCGUCUUCUACACCAGACUGAGGAAGGAGAGGCUGCUCUUGCAGGCCUCCAUGGAUGAUUUCAUUGGAAACAAAGAAAACUCCUGGUGAGAGGGUGAAUUCAUCAUCAUCAUCUUCUGUAACAUUGUGCACCAUGUGCAUAACUUAUCUACACAUAUUUUAUACCUCUUGGGACAGUUUGUUAAUAUUAAAUCACACUUUAAAUUUACAAUCACAACUACCUCAGUUUUCUGUAACUGGUGGUUAUACUGCCCCCAUGUGGUCAAUGCUGUUUUUUAAUUUUUUUUAAGAGCCUAUUUUUAAGAUAUUUUGUAUUUAUCAUGGUUUUUGCUUUGUAUCUGAAUAAAGUCUUAGUCAACUUA
This is a messenger RNA of Notolabrus celidotus (New Zealand spotty), 2304 nucleotides long. It is a transcript of the gene pif1, whose product is annotated as PIF1 5'-to-3' DNA helicase homolog (S. cerevisiae). The transcript is spliced from 13 exons. Gene Ontology annotation, molecular function: DNA helicase activity; ATP hydrolysis activity. Lineage: Eukaryota; Metazoa; Chordata; Actinopteri; Labriformes; Labridae. Bases 146 to 2032 code for a protein of 628 amino acids. The record is from RefSeq and is a predicted model, not a curated record. Gene Ontology annotation, biological process: DNA repair; telomere maintenance.